UUUGCUGGCUCUGCCCCAACCAAACAAAGAGUGCAGGAGCUUUUCAAACAGCAGCCUCCCAAAAAGCUGGCUGCUGCAGAGCUGGGCUGUGCUGGGACCCUGGCUGUCCACGGCCACGGGAGGAUGCAGCAACGGCAGCAAGUUGGUGCCAUCACCUGGGAGGAUCCCGGCACUCAUCUUUAGUCCCUGUACGUGGAUGCUGUACCUGUUUGCUUCUGUGUAUUAAGCUGGUUUGGGUGCUGGGAGCGUGAUGGGAAGGAUGGAGAGAAACUUCUCACAGCGGUAGUUUGACAGGGGUGCGAGCAGCAGGGAGGGGUGGCAUGAGGCCAUUGUCCGUGAGCUCCUGUGGCCCACAGCCAUCCUGUGCUUGGCAGGGCACAGCUCUGGAUGGAGUAAGCCACUGCUGCUCGACAUGCAGACUGGGGACACGCUUGAGCAGGGAUGUGGAGGUCUGGGCCACGCUGAGAUUCAGUGUCAAAGAUGGGAGUGGCGUGCCUUAUCUGAAAUGUUGUCCUCCAGCUCCUUCCUGAACUCAGAAACCUGCCUAGCAGUUUUCCGGCAGAGGUGCAGACCCUCUUUAGAAAUUGCCCAUGUGGCGAUAGACUGCUGGGUGGCGGAUUUAAGGCAGCAGACAAUCACAAAUCUGCUCCAGCCAAGACACCACAGAUGAGCAGGAGAGGAAAGAAUGGAGCUCCAUGAGUGCUGCUUUUGGAUCUUGCCUCUGUUUUUCUGUCCCUUCAUUCCUGCACCUCCAGGCUGUCGACGAGAACAGUGCUAUUUACUGCCAUCUCUGCAGGUGAACUGCUCCACUUGCGGUGGCUGAUGGUGGUUAGGGCUACUUAAUCAGUGUCUCUAAAUGCCACCUGUGGCUGAAAGUGCUUGUCCUGUGUGUUGCACCAUUUUGCAACUGGGUGCUUCAUUUUUUCCUUCCUAUUCAUUGGCUUUGGAGUGUGGAGCUGCAGCAGUGUGGUGGCGUGGCUACAGAGAGCUCUCCUUGAACCCCAGAAGAUCCAGCACUUUAAACAAAGCAUGCCCCAACACUGGAGGAAUAUGCCUGCUCAAUGUUAACCUUCCUCAGAUGUCCUGGUUUCACCCCAAGGAACAAAUACCAUGUUACACUUUGCAGUGAUUUAUUUGUUUCCUCUUCAGGCACAUGAAAGACACUAGAAAUUCAAGGUACAAGGAGUGUACAAAGGACACAGGAGUGUCGUCUCCAGAUCCGAAGGGCAGGCGCUGCAGCACCAACAGUUUCCAUGCAGUAGUUGUCAAUGUGGGUAUCCCCAGUUGUGCUCGCUGUAACCUGCCAGUCCACCAAGGAGACACGAGGCCUUGGUGGGAUCUGCCAGCCUCAUGCAAUGAACUGCUGCUUGCCAGGACUUGCACUGUGCUCCCCAGGAUACUGAGCUGCUGCCUGGGAUCCUGACCACUCCUGAUUCUUCACUGUGCUAUUGGCAGCAAGGAACUGAUGUCCAGUUUGGGACAGUGGGCAGAGCUUGAGCCUGUUACUAUCCUCUGUGCCCUUGGCGGACUGGGAGACAGGUUGGAUUCCCUCCUUUGAGGGGGCUCCACAUGAGUGAGGUUUUGGGCUGACCCUCAUCACUCCGGAGGGAAGAGCCUCCUCCUUCCUCCUCGCUGGCUGGGAAUCAUGUCACUGCUAGAAGCUGGGGAUGGUGUCGUGUAGACCCAUGGCUGGGACUGGCAGCCUGGUGGCAGAGCACUAGCAGAACCUGAGCACCAUCACAGGGCUUAGUGCUGCCUGGGGGACUGCCGGCAUCCCCACAGUGGCUGCACAUCAGGAAUGUAGGUGCUGGGAACAGGAGGGGUGCUGGGAGCAAUGGGCCGGCUGGACGACCAUGCUAAGAGGAGGAUCGUGGAGCUACGCAGGGCUGGGCUGAGCUUCCGCAAGAUCAAGAAGGUGCUGGAGCUGGACGACAUUCGGGUGACACCACAGGCCGUGUACCUCUUCCUGAAGCGGAAAAGCGUGGAGCCUGGAUUGGCGUCAGCUGGCUGGGAUGGGGACCAGCCCUGGCCCCCACUGCAGGGGCAUGAGACUGAGCCACCCGAGUCAAUGUGUGCCCAGACCCCCACAGCGUCCCGUGGGGGCCCUGCUGGUGGCCAAGACACCAAGGAGGGCAUCCAGAUUGUUAGCACGGCCUCUCUCUGCAAGGAUGGUGGGCAGCUUGGGGAGGCUCUGCCCAUGGGACUGCCCCCCAGGAAUGGCGAUGAUAGCUCCACAGGCACCCCCUCAACUCUGGAGAGCUGCUCCACUCUGGGGGUCCCAGCCAUUCCCCCACAGCUCCUGCCCAGCCGAGGGCGGCUGGUCACACCCCCCACCAGGAACCCAGCCCUGAUGGUGAAGAAGAUGAUCGUGGACAGGGCUAUCCUCCUGCAGAAAAAGGUCAAAGAUGCCAGCACUCAGACUGCCCUGCUGAGCCCCACAAGUCCUGAAAAUCAAAACCUUGCUUGGGGUGGACCAGUGCUUCCCCCUGCUCCCAGCUCCCAUGCCAUUGCUGAAAAGCUGGAUGCUGUACAGAUGGAGAUCCAGAAGCUGAGCCAGGCCCUGCACAUGGUGCUGGAGAGACAAUGCCAACUGGACCGCCAGCAGGAGCACCAGCAGCGGCUGCAGCAUGAGGUGCUGAUGACGCUGCAGCAGCUCAGUUCCACUGUGAGCCAUGGCACCGUGCCAGUGAACCAGCCCUGCAUCCCCUUCAGUGGUAUGGCUGAGCCCUCACCCACUGUGCCAAAUUUCAGCCAGUUCAAGAUGGAGCUCAUCUGACCUGAUGCGAUGCCAGCAUGCUCUAGCAGUGCUGCACUGAUGGCAGGGUGGAGAAGAAGCACCUCUCAGAGGCUGUGGCAGCUGCCUAAGGAUUAUGCGGGUCACCUGUCAGAGAGGGUCACUGAUGCCUUGUGUUUUCAGCCCUGGUGACAGAAAGAGGCUGCCUGGCACAAGAGACAGGGCAAUGGAAAGCUGAGGCCUUGCUUCUCCCAUGUUGCCCAUCCCAGCUGGCGCUGGAGCUUGCUGGUGGCCCAUGGACUUCAGCAGCACAGGCGGGCUGCCUGCAAGUAGAAGAUGCAACUGAGAGACACAGCAGGGAGGUGGGUCUCAAAGAAAAUGCAAGACUUCCUCUCACAGGGGUCAGUGCCAUGACAACCAAUCUCAGAAAUGCUUUGUGCCUCCCCUCCUCUGCAGAGCCUUGUUCAGUAAAAAUCUAUAUACACCAUGGUUCAGAAA
Messenger RNA from Phalacrocorax carbo (great cormorant), 3232 nucleotides. The record is from RefSeq and is a predicted model, not a curated record. NCBI's taxonomy places the organism in Eukaryota, Metazoa, Chordata, Aves, Suliformes, Phalacrocoracidae.